This is a messenger RNA of Coniosporium apollinis CBS 100218, 732 nucleotides long. RefSeq lists its product as uncharacterized. Gene Ontology annotation, biological process: protein targeting to ER. The transcript has 2 exons. Bases 1 to 732 code for a protein of 243 amino acids. NCBI's taxonomy places the organism in Eukaryota, Fungi, Ascomycota, Dothideomycetes. Gene Ontology annotation, cellular component: signal peptidase complex; membrane. The record is from RefSeq and is a predicted model, not a curated record.
AUGACGUCUUCAACGAAGGUUCCCGUCUACUCCCUCUCCGACCUCAAAAAUACCACCGACGACGCUCUUCCCGUAUACCUGACUACGCUCCCGAAUGAGCCCUUCAAGCAGUCACACUACCUCGCAGAUGUCCGCCUAGUGCUUGGUUACACAGCCGUCGCGAUUGCUGGCGUGCUCUUCUACUUCGACUGGACCCUUGGCUGGGAGAAUACUAAGGCGUACACUGGCCCUGCUGUUCUAGCGUACUUCCUGCUCAACGGUGUGUUUACCUACUGGAUAUGGGCUGUAGAGAAGGGCACUGUGUUUGCUGGGAGCAGGGGGAAGAAUCAGGUAACUAGUCCCCGGCAGAGCUACAGACCAAGAUCGACAAGCACUGGAUGGACUGACAGCGCUGGCAACAAGAUCACGAUGGCAUCGAAAACGAAAGACCAUAUCCCCAUCUACCACCUCACGGUUAGCGUCGACGGCCGAAAACUAGACAUCAAAGCGCCCUUCACACAGUGGUUUUCUGCAGACGGCUAUUUUGUAGCUAAGCCGUUCCAGCAGUGGCUUGCGAGCGAGAUAUCGGUCAUUGGCGAGGCAGAUCCAAACAACGUGGUGGAGGAAAUCGGCAGAGGGAACGUCGUCGAUGGCGUUAGGCCGGAGAAGGUGCAAGGUGUCCUAGAUCAGAUUAGGAAGGGUGCUACGACAGGGAGCAGCCCGGGGAGUGGAAAAGCGCGAAGGCGAGGGUAG